Diatraea saccharalis (sugarcane borer) is the source of this 3423-nucleotide messenger RNA. The record is from the annotation of a GenBank genome assembly. Lineage: Eukaryota; Metazoa; Arthropoda; Insecta; Lepidoptera; Crambidae.
GACAGGAUUAGAAAAUCUAAAAGAAAUCGUCUUAACGGCCGCAUAAAUUCUUUUUAUUUUGUUUCGCUUUGCUAAUGAUAAUAAGAUGAGUUUACACACAGUACCGUUAGAUAAAUCAAACUUAUUAAUUUUUCAAUAAUUGAAAUGGCGUGUAUGUUCCGUCGAAUUUAUUGCAAAUAUACGAAGUGCUUAGUGAUAACUGUUUUAUUGGCAUUUUUUGUACAAAUAUUGGUUGCAAUUUGCUUUUUUCCUUCCAUCGAAAAUGAAUCCUUACUUAAAAGAAAAAGUACCUUUGCAAAACAAGAAACUGGUGCUGUAUCUGCUGAAAAAGCAGAUUCCAGAUUAUCAGAUGAUGAGGACCUGAUAUUAAAAGGAAAGCAUCAAACAAUUACACAAUUGAGAUUAGAAGAAUUAGAUUUUAAGCCUCAAUGUGAAAUAAAAAGCAAGGAAGCCAUAUCAGCUAUACACCGUGCUAAAACACAGACAUGUAAACGAGAAAUAGUGAAUAUAACUUGCCUUAUUCAGAAUGAUAAUUUUUAUCCAAAAAUAUUACCAAACAAUUGUCCAGCCAGAAACGCUACUUAUGGAAAAGAGUUAGGUUGUUUUCAAGAUGAGAAAAAGCUGAGAAUACUUUCUAGUUUUUAUGGAAAUUAUGUUAAUUCUAAUACUCCAAUGAAUUGUGUAGAUAUUUGCAUUCAGGCUGGUUUUCCAUAUGCUGGUGUUCAGUAUGGAUCAGAAUGCUUUUGUGGAGAUAAUAUGCCAUCUGCUUCAGCUAAAAUAAAGAAUAAUUUUUGUGACAUGAAGUGCUCUGGAGAUCCCUCCAAAAUUUGUGGGGGAUAUUUUACAAUGAAUGUGUUUGAAACGGGUUUAUCAAAAUUCCUUCCAAGAAUGCCUAAGACUAUUGCAAGUAAUGAAACAUCGUCAGUUCAUAUAGUCUUCCUUUUGACUUUGAAUGGACGUGCUUUGAGACAAGUUAAUCGGUUAAUUAACGUUUUAUACAGAAGCAAUCAUUAUUUUUUAAUUCAUGUUGACAAACGGCAAGAUUAUUUACAUCGUAAACUAUCGGAGUUAGAGGAAAAAUUCCCGAAUAUAAAAUUGGCCUCCCAUCGAUAUUCUUCGAUCUGGGGAGGAGCAUCAUUGCUGCAAAUGCUACUUACAGCUAUGAAGGAUAUUUUCUCCCUUGGCUGGAAUUGGGACUACGUAAUAAAUUUGAGCGAAAGUGACUUCCCUAUAAAGUCAAUAGAACAUUUAGAAAACUUUUUAGCAGCAAAUAAGGGUUUGAAUUUUGUAAAGUCACAUGGUCGGGAGGUCCAAAGAUUUAUAAAAAAACAAGGCUUGGAUAAAUCUUUUAUUGAAUGCGAAACACACAUGUGGCGUAUAGGUGAUAGAAAAUUGCCACGUGGCAUUGUAAUCGAUGGUGGUAGCGAUUGGGUAGCUUUAUCUCCUGAUUUCGUGUCAUAUGUAGUUAACACAUAUGAUGAACUUUUGGCUGGCUUGGAUAUUAUAUUUCGACAUACUCUUUUACCAGCUGAAUCCUUUUUUCAUACUGUACUUAGAAAUUCCAAAUUUUGCAAUACAUAUGUAGACAACAAUUUACACGUUACAAACUGGAAAAGGAAAUUAGGAUGUAAAUGUCAAUAUAAGCAUGUUGUAGAUUGGUGUGGCUGCUCACCUAAUGAUUUUAAAACUGAUGAUUGGCCAAGAAUACAAAACACUCAAGAUAGACAAUUAUUUUUUGCUAGAAAAUUUGAACCAAUAAUCAAUCAGGAAAUUAUAACUAGAGUAGAACAAUUUAUUGGUUACGAUGAUCACUAUUUGAUAAAAAAUCACGAAGCAUAUUGGCAAAGCAUUUAUAACAUAGAUGACUUAACAUCAAGUUCAGAUGAUUUGAUAUUGACUCAUGCUGGGAGCAUAAUGCGGCAUAAUGUAAAAAUUUUACUAGAAGAACGUUGCAAAGUAGAACCAUUUGAAGUUAUUGAAAUGAACGUAUAUAAUUAUGCCGACGUUUAUAAAGGCAAUUUAAUUCUACACAGAGUUCUGUUAAACGGUGGCGAUGAAGUCUUCUUAGAAACGUGGUAUAAACCAAAGAAGCAUUUCGAACAAAACUUAGAGAAUCGUUAUGUUGACAACGUUAAAAUUUUCAGAGUAAGCUCCGAUUAUGAUCAAAAAGAAAUAACGUUUCGUAACUAUGCAAAUAUUUUGGGGCCGUUAUCUGAACCUAAUUUACUUUACCAAUUUUCGCCAGAUAUUGAUAGAAAAGAUGAUAAUCUAACAGUUAUAUGGUUGGACCCUGCUGGCCUAAUAGCCGAUGUAAAUAUCCUACAUGUAGAUGAAAAUAAUUUAACUAAUUUCAUUAAACCUAAUAUAAAAAUUCCGUUACUUCCAGGUAUAUGGAAAGUAGGGUUAUUUGAGAGAACAAACCUGGUAGCAAUAACUAAGUUCUUGAUUACCCCUUUAGAGUAUUUUUCCGGGAAAAAAACGACACGACAAGAAGUGUCGAUAAUUCACAGUGGCUCGCAAAAUUCUUAUAAAAAGUAUUCACAUGUUAAACUAGUAAAUUUUUUACCAAAUGCGGAAGAAAGUUUAUUGUUACAAAAACUUGCUCAUGCUAAUAUUAAAAGAAUAAAUAAUGAUCUUAGAGAAUGGAUAGAUAAUUUAACGUCUGGUUUUUAUACUAUAUUAGGGUCAUGUGUUAGCGCUCUUAAUGACAAUAUAAAAAGCAAAAUAAAAUGUGGCAAUUAUGAAUUCGAAUAUUGCUCUUCAACCAUUUGGAGUUCAUUGUCUCCAGAUCCGAAAGGUACUGUCGGUAAAUUAAACGAGAUGACUGGACGGCUUGAUAGAAUAUGACACAAAAUUGGAUUUACGGUAUAUUAUAUUUAUUUUUUAAAAAACAAAUUAAUGAGUUUCCAUGCAAUAGUUAAGUUUUGUGAAAUUAGAUGACAUUUUUAGUAAAUAGGUUUUUUAAUAUAGGUCUUUGCACACGACGCUUUUAUUUUGAACCAACAACGUGCGUUUUAGACGGGCGUGACCUCUGCUCAUUGAGCAGAUUGUAUGUUUUUAAUUUAGUGACGCAAACUCAAGUGGUACGCCUGUAUGAAGGAUGUAUAGGAUUAGGGUUUCUACGAGAGAUUGUCUUGUUUGAUUUAGAAGGUACAUCGUCGUUUUUAAAAAAACAAUAGCCUUGUUUGUCAAGCAUGUUUUCGAUACAAGCACGGUGCUCUUAUGUAUAAGUUACAAAGUUUACACGCUCUUGAUAAGCGUCUUUGUAUUCAACGCGCGUUAUAAAACGUCGUGAGCAUAGGCCCUAAUAGUAAUAUGUAUCACAGUCCUCAUUUUUUUACUUUUGUAAUUUAUGUACCAUAAUAAUGUUUUACUAAACGGCAACGUUCUCUGUGUAAAUAAUUUGUAAAUAGAUUUUUUUUA